UCCGCGAAAACAUUCCCGCAAACAAAAAUGAAGAGAGCAGCCCGCCUCGUCCCCGCCGUCUCCCAGCCCCUCCGCCCGUCCCCCCGGUUAGCGUACAUCCUCAGGCCCACCCCCGGCCCCAGCUCGUCCCCCCUCGCCCUCCAUGCCGUCCGGUUCGCCUCCACCGCCGUUCCCCCCGCCGCCGCCCAGCCUCUAGAAUCUCCCCAAGACGUGCCCCCCAAUAUCAGCUUUGAAGGCCUGGCGGAUGAGGCCGACGGAGAGAUCGAGCGGGCACUGGCAGAGAGCGACGCAAACCUUGCCACGUGGUUCCCUACUCUGUCCGGUCGACAUGAACCGAUCCUUUUGCCGGUCUCGUCCCUUGCGUCCUCUACUCCUACUCUCCCGUCCGGCAGUAACGUUGUCAUUGCCCUUCCGCCCGACGUGUUUGCCCAACCUAUUCGACGCGAUAUUCUCCAUCGCUGCGUCGUCUGGUAUCUCUCUCAACUGCGAAGCGGCACAAAAUCUACCAAAUCCCGUUCGACCGUCGCCUACUCUGGCCGAAAACUGAUCCCUCAGAAAGGAACUGGUAAAGCCCGAGCUGGUGAUGCUUCUUCUGGCACCCGACGCGGUGGUGCACCCAUCCACCCCAUCUUCCCCAAAAACUGGGCCCAAGCUCUUCCCCGUAAAGUCCGAGAACUUGGUAUGCGUGUCGCGCUCUCCUCAAAGCUCAAGGCAGGACUGUUAAGGGUCGUUCCCAACUUGAAUGAGGCUGGGUGGAAGGGGACAAAUGAAGCGAAGAGAGCACUGGCGGACGCGCUCACGUUCCCCGAGGUCGAGGAUUCAGAGAUGCAAGCGACCAAAACUAAUACGGAGCCUGUCGCCCAAGAUGCCGUGCAAGCAGUCGAAAAGGUCAAUGAGCUUGAGGGAACCGUUCCUGAAGCCACUUCCUCAGCGAUUAAACCCGGAUUCAUUCCCCGAUUUGGGCCCGCCAAAGACCUCUCCGUCCUCUUCCUCUACUCUCCCUUCAAGCCUUCUGACGAAAUCGCCGACUUUGUUCGCGUCACGCGGAACAUUCCUGGGGUCGAGGUAUUGAGCACAGAAGAAGUACAAGUGUACGACAUCCUCAAGUACCGGUGGUUGGUUAUGGAAGGUGAAGCCGUGGACUGGUUCGGCGAUGACGUCUUUGGUGUGGAUGGAUUUGAAGGUUAUGAAGAUACCAUGGGUGCGGAAGCUGUUGACGUGGCUAGGGAAGAAGCUCUCAAGGCAUAAUCUUCAUGGGUCCUCCAUGCAUCAUUCAUUCACACUUUGCAACUGAAAAGCAUUAUUAUAAUUUGGUAUUCAUGACCCGGUAAAUGUUGCUAUCUGUGUUCUGUACUUUGCUCUUCCUCCACGUUAACCCCUUCGUACUCCCCAAACCCGUCAUCUCCCUCUUCAAACGGAUUUCCUGCUGCGCCUUCUUUAUCCUCUCCUUCGUGAACGUCCUGCUCUUCUUCUCCCAAUAAACCUCUUCUUUCGCCCGUACCUCCUUUCACUCCGCCAACACCUCUCCCCGUUCCUUCCUCUUCAGCAUCGUGUCCAUCAUCCCCUGAAUGGUCGCUCACACUGCCCACUUCCCAAAGCACAUCCCUUGGCCCAGAAACCCCUUCGUACUCCUCAUCAUCUUCCUCUUUGCGAUAAGCUGAUGGGCCCGCCUCGUCAUUUUCAGUUUCAGCAAUCGUUUCAGAUUUGGGUGCACGUGGCCGUAGGCGCAUACUACCUGUUGGUUGUGUUGAGACCGUAUACGGGUCGGAUGAAGUGUUGGCCGAUGAUUUAAGAGAAAGGAGAACAACUCCAGAGAUGAGAACGGCGAUAGAGAGGAAAACGACAAUCAGCACCCAGCCGAACCCGCAGCUCCUGUUUACCAAGGGAUGAAACCAACCCGAAGACAGUGUAACCGGCGUAGAAAAGAGGCACCACAACAACAGUAUCAGCGCAGACGAUUGCCCUAUUCAGACAAACGAUCUGCAACACAGCCGUUAAGAUGACAAGCAAAAGACUGAUCAAAGCCGAGGGAUGUACAAGCUGUUCGGCGUCAGCUUCACUUUUCUUCUGGAAACAGUAGCCAAAAAAACAAAAACAAAAGCCAUACCGGAUGUCCAGGUAGCCACAUGAUCUUGACUACCGCCUUUGUAAACACAAGACAUAGCCCUGCCAAACUUCCACCAGCCACCGCCCACCCAAUCCCUUGCAACCAAGUCACCUUGACAUCAUCUGUCCUUUGGAAAAUGACUUCCAAUUUCCCUACUGCAAAUCUCUCAAACUUUCCCCAAUUACCUGUCAGUUUCCUGUACGUCUUUACAAAGGGAUUAGGUGAUGAUGACCUGGAGACGGGGAGCUCGAGGGACGGUGACGCAAGGGGGGAGAAGGAUGCACGGGAUGAGAGCAGUGACUGGAGCAGUAGGGAUACAAUGUAGGCACUGGCGGUGAAAAG
This is a messenger RNA of Cryptococcus deneoformans JEC21, 2449 nucleotides long. Its product is annotated as ribosomal protein L4, putative. Gene Ontology annotation, biological process: translation. Gene Ontology annotation, cellular component: ribosome. Bases 28 to 1248 code for a protein of 406 amino acids. Gene Ontology annotation, molecular function: structural constituent of ribosome. The transcript has 6 exons. Lineage: Eukaryota; Fungi; Basidiomycota; Tremellomycetes; Tremellales; Cryptococcaceae. The record is from RefSeq and is a predicted model, not a curated record.